AUGAGCAACCGAUUCUUCUCCGAGUUCUCUCUUCCUCUCUUUUUCUUUACCUUCUCUCUUAUCUUUUUGCAUGUUUCAAAUGCAAAAUCCCACAAGGGACGUGCCCUCAUCGAAGAAACCUGCAAACAAUACUCAGAGAGCCCAGGGGUACCAGAUGGAUCCCAGAAGUUCUGUCUCACUACUCUAGAAUCCGUAAAAAAGAGCUACAAGGCGAGUUUCAAAGGACUGGGCUUAAUCUCCCUGGAGCUAACCAAGACAAACAUGACGCAUGUGAAGGCAUACGUGAAGAAGCUUUUGAAGGACAAGAAGAAGUUCAACAAAUAUGCGAAGAUGGCGUUGAAAGACUGCAGAGACCAAUACUCAGAUGCAAUUUACAACAUAAAAUAUGCCAAGAUGUUGUUCAAGAAGAAGGAUUACGGUGGAGCUAAUGCUUAUAUGUCAGCAGUUCUUGACACCCCAUCAGAUUGUGAAGAAGGAUUCAGUGAGAACAGUAGGGCAGGAGGGUCUCCUUUGACAAAACAGAAUGAUAUUCUCAACAAGUUGGCUGGUUUAGCUAUUUGGUUUACUGCUGUGAUUCGAUAG
Nelumbo nucifera (sacred lotus) is the source of this 582-nucleotide messenger RNA. Its product is annotated as putative invertase inhibitor. NCBI's taxonomy places the organism in Eukaryota, Viridiplantae, Streptophyta, Magnoliopsida, Proteales, Nelumbonaceae. Gene Ontology annotation, molecular function: enzyme inhibitor activity. The record is from RefSeq and is a predicted model, not a curated record.